This is a messenger RNA of Acinonyx jubatus (cheetah), 2071 nucleotides long. It is a transcript of the gene AURKA, whose product is annotated as aurora kinase A. The coding region runs from base 146 to 1363 and encodes 405 amino acids. Gene Ontology annotation, biological process: meiotic cell cycle; mitotic spindle organization; centrosome cycle. Gene Ontology annotation, cellular component: chromosome passenger complex; spindle microtubule; spindle midzone. NCBI's taxonomy places the organism in Eukaryota, Metazoa, Chordata, Mammalia, Carnivora, Felidae. The transcript is spliced from 9 exons. The record is from RefSeq and is a predicted model, not a curated record. Gene Ontology annotation, molecular function: protein kinase activity; ATP binding.
AGGCAGUGCCUCUCUAGCCCGGGCCAAUGAGCUUUCGGAUUAGAGGGUUUAACUCCUAUUUAAAAUAAAGACUUUGAAUCGUAACGGCUGAGCUCUCGGCAAGAGUCGGCGGCCUUUGGGUCGGAGACGGGAGCCAACGGGCAUCAUGGACAAAUCUAAAGAAAACUGCGUUGCAGGGCCUGUUAAGACCACAAUUCCCCUUGGCGAUGGUCCAAAACGUGUUCCAGUGACUCAGCAAUUUCCUUCUCAGAAUCUGUUAUCUGCAAAUAGUGGCCAGGCUCAGCGGGUCUUGUGUCCUUCAAAUUCCUCCCAGCGAAUUCCUUCACAAACACAAAAGCUCGUCUCCAGCCAUAAACCGGUCCAGAAUCUGAAGCAAAAGCAACUGCAGGCAACCAGUGUCCCUCGUUCUGUCUCUAGGCCGCUGAAUUAUACCCAAAAAAGUGAGCAGCCCUUGCCAUCGGCCACUGGAAAUAAUUCUGAAAAGGAACUGACAACAAAACAGAAAAAUGAAGAAUCAAAAAAAAGGCAGUGGGCUUUGGAAGAUUUUGAAAUCGGUCGCCCGCUGGGUAAAGGAAAGUUUGGUAAUGUUUAUUUGGCGAGAGAAAAACAAAGCAAGUUUAUCCUGGCUCUUAAAGUAUUAUUUAAAGCUCAGCUGGAGAAAGCGGGAGUCGAGCAUCAGCUGAGAAGAGAAGUAGAAAUACAGUCCCACCUUAGGCAUCCAAAUAUUCUCAGACUGUAUGGUUAUUUCCAUGACGCCACCAGAGUUUACCUAAUUCUAGAAUAUGCGCCUCUUGGAGCUGUCUACCGAGAACUUCAGAAACUGUCCAAGUUUGAUGAGCAGACAACUGCUACUUAUAUCACGGAGUUGGCAGAUGCCCUGUCUUAUUGUCACUCAAAGAGAGUCAUUCAUAGAGACAUUAAGCCAGAGAACCUGCUCCUCGGUUCAGCUGGAGAGCUUAAGAUUGCAGAUUUUGGAUGGUCGGUACAUGCCCCAUCCUCCAGGAGAACCACCCUCUGUGGCACCUUGGACUACUUGCCUCCAGAGAUGAUUGAAGGCCGAAUGCACGACGAGAAGGUGGAUCUCUGGAGCCUUGGGGUACUCUGCUAUGAAUUUCUAGUUGGGAAGCCUCCAUUUGAGGCGAGCACAUACCAAGAGACCUACAAAAGAAUAUCGCGGGUUGAAUUCACAUUCCCUGACUUUGUACCGGAGGGAGCCAGGGACCUCAUCUCAAGACUGUUGAAACAUAAUCCCAGCCAAAGACCGACUCUCAAAGAAGUACUUGAACACCCUUGGGUCACGGCAAAUUCAUCAAAACCAUCAGGUAGCCAAAAAAGCAAAGAAUCAACCGGCAAACAAUCUUAAGAAUCCUGCAGGCGGAGAAAUCCACGAGGCCCAGCUGGUGACACUGUUGACGGCCUGGCCGUGACCCAUGACCGAGGGCACUGCAGACAAGGGCCCACCGAGCAGGCGGUGCCUCACCCUCCCCGGUCAGUCCGCUUCCGAGAACAGUGCACUCUGGAGUGAAAGUAGCCGCAGGACUUGUGGCCACUUCACAGUCCGGAGGCGAAGUUCACCUGCAGCCUCCCCACGGCCUGUCUCAAGUAGGGUGUCCUUGUGGAAGGCAGCUCGGGGCCCGACUCCAUCGGUGAAAGAGGUGUGCAAUGACCAUCCGGUCCCUACGUGUGCAUCUGCCUUCCUCAGUGGCCAAGCCUGGGAAAGCUGUCAGGAUGAACAUGUGAUUCUUUCUUUUAAAUGUUAAAAUAAAGAUUUCUGUAUAGACUGCUACGUCAUUUCCCUGGCAUCCCUUCAGGACUGUUCGGUGUCUGUCCCACACUUGCGCCAAGUGGACGUGGUUAAGGACCAGAUCAGGCUUAAGCCCUCGGUGACUGUACACUCGAACGCGUGCUCCACCUGUGUCUUGGGGCUGGCUGGAUGAGACCUGUCUCUGCUGUUUCGAAAUGUCAAAGGGCUGAUCUUUCCGUGGUUUUGAUGCUUUAUUUAUACAGUUUUGGUGAAGCACAGUGAGUCACAUAUAAAACGAUUAAAGUUGUCACGUGUCUAACCUUGAAA